AUGUACCAGAGCCUGGCCAUGGCCGCCAACCACGGUCCCCCUCCGGGGCCCUACGAGGCGGGCGGCCCGGGCGCCUUCAUGCACGGCGCGGGCGCCGCGUCCUCGCCGGUCUACGUGCCCACGCCGCGGGUGCCCUCGUCCGUGCUCGGCCUGUCCUACCUCCAGGGCGGAGGCGGGGGCACCGUGUCCGGGGCCGCCUCAGGCGGCAGCUCAGGGGCCGCGCCGUCGGGCGCAGGUCCCGGGACCCAGCAGGGCAGCCCGGGCUGGAGCCAGGCGGGGGCCGAGGGGGCCGCCUACACCCCGCCGCCCGUGUCGCCGCGCUUCUCCUUCCCGGGCACCACCGGGUCCCUGGCCGCCGCCGCCGCCGCCGCUGCAGCCCGGGAAGCCGCGGCCUACAGCAGUGGCGGCGGGGCGGCGGGCGCCGGCCUGGCAGGCCGCGAGCAGUACGGGCGAGCUGGCUUCGCGGGCUCCUACUCCAGCCCCUACCCCGCCUACAUGGCCGACGUGGGCGCGUCCUGGGCCGCGGCCGCCGCCGCCUCCGCCGGCCCGUUCGACAGCCCGGUUCUGCACAGCCUGCCCGGCCGGGCCAACCCUGCGGCCCGACACCCCAAUCUCGUAGACAUGUUUGAUGACUUCUCGGAAGGCAGAGAGUGUGUCAACUGCGGGGCCAUGUCCACCCCGCUGUGGCGGCGGGAUGGGACGGGACACUACCUGUGCAACGCCUGCGGCCUCUACCACAAGAUGAAUGGUAUCAACCGGCCCCUCAUCAAGCCCCAGCGCCGCCUGUCCGCCUCCCGCCGAGUGGGCCUCUCCUGUGCCAACUGCCAGACUACCACCACCACUCUGUGGCGCCGCAACGCUGAGGGCGAGCCCGUGUGCAAUGCCUGCGGCCUCUACAUGAAGCUCCACGGCGUCCCCAGGCCUCUUGCGAUGCGGAAAGAGGGGAUUCAAACCAGAAAACGGAAGCCCAAGAACCUUAACAAAUCGAAGACACCAGCAGGUCCCUCGGGCAGUGAGAGCCUCCCUCCCACCACCAGCGCUUCCAGCAGCAGCGCGGAAGAGAUGCGUCCCAUCAAGACAGAGCCUGGGCUGUCAUCCCACUAUGGGCACGGCAGCUCCCUGUCGCAGACGUUCUCGGUCAGCGCGAUGUCUGGCCACGGGUCCUCCAUCCACCCAGUCCUCUCGGCCCUGAAGCUCUCUCCGCAAGGUUAUGCGUCUUCUGUCAGCCAGUCACCGCAGGCCAGCUCCAAGCAGGACCCUUGGAACAGCCUGGCCUUGGCUGACAGUCACGGGGACAUAAUCACUGCAUAAUGUCACCUCCUUCCCUCCUUGGAUUCCUGCAUGGACUUUGGGACUCGGAGGAUGGCAGAGAUGAGGCUCUGGGCUCCCAGGGGCCGGCCUGCUCUGUCUGGGAAGGACUCCAGACAACAACUGGGAAGAAACUUGAAGUCAAUGAUUUGGUUAGGGGAGCGGGCGCUGGAUUUUUUCGGAUAGCUUUUCAAGGUGGGGGACUGGAGAGAGCACAGACUCUGAUCUGGAGGAGCCCCCCCUUCACUAGGAGCACACUUUAAGCCCCUUCCACGGAGUGGCGGACUCUUUCUCAUUUUCUGCCUCACCACCCCUGACAAGAGACGAGAUGUCCUUCUCCCUUGUCUUUCCACCGCUGUGGCCCGAAAUGGUGGUUUUUCCACGGUGUUCCUGGCACGGGGGAUCCGAGGGCAGGGUGCCGGGGCCCCUGCUCCAGCCUAAAUCAGGGUAUCUGAUGGACAUGUGUUUGGACGCCUUGGCCCCUUGGCGGGUCCUGCCCUCGCCCAACACUCCCCUUCCGGCUCGGCACACCUGCA
Messenger RNA from Kogia breviceps (pygmy sperm whale), 1844 nucleotides. RefSeq names its product GATA binding protein 4 (gene GATA4). The record is from RefSeq and is a predicted model, not a curated record. Gene Ontology annotation, cellular component: nucleus. Lineage: Eukaryota; Metazoa; Chordata; Mammalia; Artiodactyla; Physeteridae. Gene Ontology annotation, biological process: negative regulation of transcription by RNA polymerase II; positive regulation of transcription by RNA polymerase II; cell fate commitment. Gene Ontology annotation, molecular function: zinc ion binding; RNA polymerase II cis-regulatory region sequence-specific DNA binding; DNA-binding transcription factor activity, RNA polymerase II-specific.